This is a messenger RNA of Echinops telfairi (small Madagascar hedgehog), 3163 nucleotides long. RefSeq names its product protein kinase C and casein kinase substrate in neurons 2 (gene PACSIN2). The record is from RefSeq and is a predicted model, not a curated record. Gene Ontology annotation, cellular component: cytoplasm; endosome; plasma membrane. Gene Ontology annotation, biological process: plasma membrane tubulation; regulation of endocytosis; caveola assembly. The transcript has 12 exons. Gene Ontology annotation, molecular function: protein binding; phospholipid binding. Bases 226 to 1686 code for a protein of 486 amino acids. Lineage: Eukaryota; Metazoa; Chordata; Mammalia; Afrosoricida; Tenrecidae.
CGGACGGACACCCCAGAGAGUUAGGCAGCGGAAGUGGCAGCUGGCGGCCUCCACCGAGCAAGGCGGAUGCUGCCCUGAAGGUGGACCUCUGUGGCAAGGGGAUGGUGACCGAGUGAGUGAUCUGUGGACGGCCCCCUUACUCAGCCAGGUUUGUCUCCACAUUUUGAGCAUCGGAAGCGGCUUCCGGAUCUAAGCAUUCCCCGCGCUCCUUCACCCUCUGAAGAGAUGUCUGUCACGUACGACGAUUCCGUGGGGGUCGAAGUGUCCAGCGACAGCUUCUGGGAGGUGGGGAACUACAAGCGGACGGUGAGGCGGAUUGACGAUGGCCACCGGCUGUGCAGCGACCUCAUGGGCUGCCUGCAUGAACGGGCACGCAUCGAGAAGGCCUACGCCCAGCAGCUCACCGAGUGGGCCCGCCGCUGGCGGCAGCUUGUGGACAAGGGGCCACAGUACGGCACCGUGGAGAAGGCCUGGAUGGCUGUCCUGACGGAGGCGGAGAGGGUGAGCGAGCUGCACCUGGAGGUCAAGGCCUCGCUGAUGAAUGAGGACUUUGAGAAGGUCAAGAAUUGGCAGAAGGAGGCCUUCCACAAGCAGAUGAUGGGCAGCUUCAAGGAGUCCAAGGAGGCCGAGGAUGGCUUCCGGAAGGCACAGAAGCCCUGGGCCAAGAAGCUGAAAGAGGUGGAGGCGGCGAAGAAGGCGUACCACACGGCGUGCAAGGAGGAGAAGCUCGCCGUCUCCCGGGAGAGCAGCAGCAAGGCCGACCCGGCGCUCAACCCCGAGCAGCUGAAGAAGCUGCAGGACAAGGUGGAGAAAUGCAAGCAAGACGUCCUCAAGACCAAGGAGAAGUACGAGAAGGCGCUGACGGAGCUGGACGCAGGCACACCUCAGUACAUGGAGAACAUGGAGCAGGUGUUCGAGCAGUGCCAGCAGUCCGAGGAGAAGCGCCUGCGGUUCUUCCGGGAGGUUCUGCUGGAGGUCCAGAAGCACCUGGACCUGUCCACCGUGCCCAGCUACAGAAACAUCUACCGAGACCUGGAGCAGAGCAUCAAGGUGGCAGACGCUGUAGAGGACCUCAGGUGGUUCCGAGCCAAUCACGGGCCGGGCAUGUCCAUGAACUGGCCGCAGUUUGAGGACGAAGAGUGGUCCGCAGACCUGAACCGGACGCUGAGCCGGCGAGAGAAGAAGAAGGCGGCUGACGGCGUCACCCUGACGGGCAUCAACCAAACGGGCGACCAGCCCCUGCAGAACAAGCACAGCAGCAGCCAUAGCGGCGCCAGCAACCCCACCCAGUCCUCCCAGUCCAGCUACAACCCCUUCGAGGAGGAGGACGACACGGGCAGCACCGUCAGCGAGAAGGAGGACGCGAAGGCCAAAAACAUGAGCAGCUACGAGAAGACCCAGCCCUACCCCGCGGACUGGUCGGACGAUGAGCCGAACAACCCGUUCUCCUCCACGGACGCCAAUGGGGACUCCAACCCCUUCGAGGAGGACGCCACGUCGGUGCCAGGGGUGCGGGUGCGGGCCCUGUACGACUAUGAGGGGCAGGAGCAGGACGAGCUGAGCUUCAAGGCGGGGGAUGAGCUGACCAAGAUAGAGGAUGAGGAUGAGCAGGGCUGGUGCAAGGGACGCUUGGACAACGGAGAGGUUGGCCUGUACCCAGCAAACUACGUCGAGGCGAUCCAGUGACCAGGACCGGUGGGCAGGCUGGAGGCAGGGGCCGGAGACUGCUGUCCCUGGAGUUCCAUUAGCCAGUGGCCCUGGGCAGCAGCAGCACCAUCGUGUGUCCCCCGACAGCCGUGUGGGGCACCCACUCCUCCUGCGAACGAUGAUGGUUCCGUUGCUCCCGGCUUCACAGUGUCCUCCCCAGAGGUGGACGAGCUGGUCACCUCUCCCGGGAUGCAGCCCCUUCCCAAAACAUGCCCAGAGCGGCCCGAGCUCAGGACAAAGUAUAGCCGAUAUGGCCCCUGCUCGCUGGCUUUUUGGGGCCCCUCCUGCCUGCCCCCUCGCCUGUCAUGCCCCACACUCGCUCCCAGCCAGCUGCUGAUUCCCACGCCUCUGGCCAGCCAGCCACCUCCCACCCACACGAACAAACUCACGUGCCAUUUUCUGCUUGAAGAUAGGGAGGUUUCUUUUAAUUUAAAGUCUCUGUCCAUGAAUGCCCCUCCCCACUUUGAAAAAUAGACCUGCUUUUCCUCACUCAUUCAUUCUUAAAUUGUGGCUUCGAUUGGCGCCUGCCAGUCUUGACGAAAUGGCCCGUUUCUCCCUGGCCCUGCUGCUGGCCACAGGAGGCGUCAUCGCCCAUGUGGGUGAAUGGAUGGAGGUGGGGGUUGCUUGUGGGUGAUCUUCUAGGCCAGGGAGGGGCCUGGGCUGCGGUCCAGAAGUCACCUGCAUUGGACUUGCCGAAGCCACCAUAGUUAAACUUUUUACCCACCCACCCCCCUACCUCCCGCAUUCCUUGCAUUCGACUCUCCUGCCCGUUUACCGUUCGGUCUGAUUUGGAAAACUCAAGACGGCUACUUCUGUAUGAAACCAGAAGGCGUCUUCCGCCGGCCCACCCCGUCUCAGUGUCAGUCUGUAAAUAUUGUUUGGUAUUCAGAGAAUUCUAAACGCGUUUGUCUGCCGCGCUCACGAGAGUGGAUGGCCACAGUCGUCGCAAACCGCUCAGAGCCCAUGACUUUGGCGCAGGAGUCUGGCUCUGUUUAAGUUGAGUCCACGCCGGCUAGUUCAGGGUCAGCAUUUAAGUAGCCUUAGUCCUUUCCGUAGCAGAACACUGUAAACACCCCCACCCCCACCCCCCACCCUGAGCCUACCGAGCAGCUGCACAUCCCCCAGUCACAAAAGGCCGGGUCUGGCCCAGGGGGCCAGGGUCCCCCAAGGCCCCCCAGGUGGGCAGAGGUGCAUACCGGAAGUGCUACUGUGAUCCGGCGGGUGGUCCGACUGCUGCGGUGGCUGCCACUGCCACCAGCUCUGCCGGGACAGACACCAUUUCCAGUGAGAGCGAGGCUGUGCUUGGAAAUGAAUGUGAGCUCGUGUUUGCUGCGAGAACUGACCAGCCAAGCCCGCGCCUGUGCUGCAGAUUUACCCCAAACUGCCAUGUCUCCCCAGUCCAGGCGUUUCUUCAGAGGGUAGAGUAUUUUAGCAAAUCAAUAAACAGUUGAUCUCA